AUGGGACUGGGACCCGACCAUGGAGUGUUGGGCAUCACUUUCAAGGCCGCGAGAGCUCUUGAGGCUGCUUCAAUGAUUGCCAUCAUUGGCAUUACCGCAAACUUCAUUUCUGAGAUGGUCAGCGCCGGUGCCACUCCACCUCCUGUUUUGAUUGGAACCUUGAGCAUUGUCUGUGUCGCUGUCCUCUAUUGUGCAAUCACCGUCAUUCUUUAUUUCGACCAGAUACUCCCCUUUAUCAUCAGUGCCGGUCUUGACGCUCUUUUCUUGAUUGCGCUGGUGGUGAUCUCAGUCAUUGUUGGGAAACCCCUUUCCUACCUGAAUUGCCAAGUUCUGGAUGACAUGUCCAACGCCACCUCGAGUGCAUAUGAUUUCACUUCGGCUUUGGGCAACAGUCUUAACAAAAACGGAAGCGUCGAUUACUCUCAAUGGAUCGGUACUUCCAAGUCGACAUGUCUGCAGAUGAAAUCGAUCUGGGGUUUGAGCAUCGCGUUGUGCAUUCUUUUCACCUUUUCUGCCGUGAGUGCCAUUUGUUUGUGGAAGAGAACCAAGCAGCCAGCCGCCGACAAGAUCGAUGCUUAG
Exophiala mesophila is the source of this 579-nucleotide messenger RNA. RefSeq lists its product as uncharacterized. The transcript has 3 exons. The coding region runs from base 1 to 579 and encodes 192 amino acids. The record is from RefSeq and is a predicted model, not a curated record. Lineage: Eukaryota; Fungi; Ascomycota; Eurotiomycetes; Chaetothyriales; Herpotrichiellaceae.